AUGCGCUUCGUCUUUCUCGCUGCAUUAGCAGCUAUCCCAGCUACCAUCGUAGCCCAAGACAUGACUUACACGGCAACACAUUGCACCUCGUGCUUUGGCUACUAUCCCAUUCCCACGGGGACUGCUGGGAGCGCAGCUGUGCCAACAUGGUACCAGUUCGUUACGACGAUGAGCGUGACCAGUAUGAUCUCUGAGAUUCGCCAGACGGUUACCGCGACCGCGAAUGCCACUACGCAGAUGAACAUGCUCACCACGACCACCACCUUCUUCACGACGACGACAUCUACACCUGCUGCUGUCGUGAUUCCCGCCCAAGCAGGUUUUAUACCCAUGAUCGUCGGUGACGCAUCCAAUGCCACACUAACGCCCAUUCCGCGCAUCAAGCGCCACUCACUAUUCGAAAACAAUGCCCUGCAGCUAGGAAAGCGACAAACCUGCUCCAACUGCAGCGGCGGCUUCUGGUCCAGCAGGAACGGCACAACUUCCAGCCUGAACCGCAAGUUCACUUUUCGCGUCGACUGUCUCGUGUACGAGACUAUAAAUCGUACGCAGACAAUGACGGUUACGGGCUUACCUAUGACCGUUUAUCAGGCUGGAGCUACAGCGCUGGCGAGCAUGAAUAGAAUCCGGGAUAUCAAUGGUAAAAUGCUCAUGUUCGAUCGCGUCAUCUAUCGUCCUGCACAAGGUUUCCCGAAUGAGGAGGAGCUGGUGAUUGAUAUGACGAGUGCGGUUGGGUGCUGUGUUGCUUGUCAGACUACUGGAUUCAUGAUGCUGAUGGACUUUAGCCCAAUUGCGCUGGGUCUUUCUUUGCGCCCAGUGAUCUGGAGUGCCAUCUCCGCUUAA
Pyrenophora tritici-repentis Pt-1C-BFP is the source of this 843-nucleotide messenger RNA. RefSeq lists its product as uncharacterized. NCBI's taxonomy places the organism in Eukaryota, Fungi, Ascomycota, Dothideomycetes, Pleosporales, Pleosporaceae. The record is from RefSeq and is a predicted model, not a curated record.